Bactrocera latifrons is the source of this 2468-nucleotide messenger RNA. RefSeq names its product contactin-associated protein-like 2. Lineage: Eukaryota; Metazoa; Arthropoda; Insecta; Diptera; Tephritidae. The annotation marks the transcript as partial. The transcript has 8 exons. The record is from RefSeq and is a predicted model, not a curated record. Gene Ontology annotation, molecular function: serine-type endopeptidase inhibitor activity.
UGCGGUUCGUUGUGCUUAUCAUAUAGCCACAGGUGUUUCGGGCCCUCAAGUUCCUUUUUAGUUUGAUAAAAACAUAUCAAAAUACAUAUAUACAUAUAUAUUGUUGUUGUGUCAGUUCUAAAUUACAGUGUACUUUAAAUGCACUUGGAGGCAGCAAAUCUUUUAUCAAUUACACGGCGCUCCGCAGCAGUUUAAGCAAAACAAAUAAACUCAGCACAAUGCGGUCCAACAUAGUGAUGGCGCGGCGGCACCAUGAUUAUCUCCUAUUGCUUUUACUCCUCACGCAGGCGUUCCUAAUCUGCUCGGCGCUACCCGCCGCAUCCAAUACGCUUGCCGCACAAAGUGGUGCUGGAUUAAGCUCCACUAGCAGCAACAACAAUGUUAGUGGCAACAGUGCCGUUAGCAAUAGUAAUAUAAAUAGCAAUAGCAACAACAAUGCCGUAGGAAAUCCCAAUGUGAGCAUAAAUAGUGGCAGCAAUAUUGCGAGCAACGUCACUGUUAGCGGCAACUCUAUAAGCAGCAGCGGUAGCGGCGGCCUAGCCGUCGGCACGAGCGGCAACAAUAUCGAUUUGCUUAGUGCAGCUGGCACAAGCGCGGUCGGCAUCGGUGUACCUGGCGGCGGCAGUGGCAACAGCAGCAACAUUAGCGUAUUGCCGAGGGAGAAGUUGUACGAAAAGUGCACUGGGCCAGGUGAUCCGGGUCCUUGCAAGCAAUACAUUUACAAAUGGCGUUACGAGCCGCUCUCCAACGAGUGCACCACCUUCAUUUGGGGCGGCUGUGAUGGCAAUCCGCAAAAUCGUUUCAACACAGAGGCCGAGUGCUUGUAUCAUUGCAUUGGAGGACCGCACACAUUGCCUCCUUUUCUGCGUUCCACCACCAGUGAACCCAGCACCACCGAGUCAACACAGCAGUUGUCAUCCAACACUGUGGGACCUGUGUAUGGCGGCGGCGAUGCUUCGGACUCCAGCCCUGUGCCUUUCGAUCAGCGUGGCCCAGAGCUAACGUUUGCCGAAACGGGUCAGGAGAAAACAUUCGUCUUUGCCAAGAAUAACACAUUCAUCCAAAUGGACGGUGACAUUAUACAAACAUUUCAAUUAAGACUUUGCCGAGAGAUCUCAUUUCAAUUUCGUACGCGUCUACCACACGGUCUACUCGUCUAUCAUAACGUAAAAAAUCCGGAUCGUAUUAACUUAGACCCAUAUGCGCUAUAUGUGAUUGUGGAAAAAGGGCAACUGAAGGUUGUGCACGUGUUUGGGAAACACUCGACAAGCGUUACCGUGGGCGAAGGACUCAAUCGUGACGAAUGGCACAGUGUGAUGGUACGCAUCGAUGUCCAUGGCGCAAGAUUGAUUGCACGCGUUGACAACAGUCAAGAGGAAGUUUACCUGAAGGGUUUGAACCACGACACCAACUAUGGAGUGUCGACGAAUCUGCCGUCUGUGGUGCUGGUCGGAGGUCUUUCAUCGGAGGAGAAACUGCAUGGCGUCAAGUAUAUCAUUGAAUCAUUUGUGGGCUGCAUCCGGAAUGUUGUGCUGAGUUCGGGUAAGGCAGCAUCCGAUUUGCUGCCCAUCGCCCCGCUUGUGGCCACCAAGCACGAGAACGUCAAUGAGGGCUGCUCCGACAAAUGCAAUUCCAGACACAAUUUGUGUUUUGUGGGCUCCCGUUGUAUUAAUCACUAUUAUGACAUUUCAUGCGAUUGCUUUGGCACCCCAUACGAAGGCGAACACUGCGACAUUUACACGGCAACGAUAAUGACUCUACGUGGCUCUAGCUAUGUCUCGUAUCGCAUUUACGACUGGAAGGAUCGAGUGCACUCUUCGAACACCCGCAUUAGCCUCAUGUUUCGCACACAGUUCGACGAUUCAGCGCUUUUCUAUGCCAGCGGCGAAUCACUGAAACAUCAAUACAUCGCCGCCUCAAUAAAAAAUCAAUCAAUUCAUGUGGAAAUGGAUUUCGGUGAUAACGUGCUGUCGACAGUGCUCACUGAUGAGUUGACACGUAGUAAUUGGCAUAAUUUAACCAUUCACCAUGAGCGACGCACAGUGCGUAUCAUACUUGAUCAGCAAAUGAAAGUGCUCGAUAUACCGGCGACAUCAAGCGCCAAUCUGCUAUUCGAUCCCGAAAUUUACUUCGGCGGCGGCCCCGAUUUACACAAGAAGAAGGGCUUACUAUCACAGAACAAUUUCGUUGGCAGCCUUAAAUAUGUCUACUAUAAUGAUGUAUCGAUUUUAUAUGAACUACAAAAGAGUAAUCCAAAAGUGCACUAUCACGGUGUCCUCGAGGCCGAAUUCCUAGAGAACGAAGUCAACGUCAUACCCAUUACGUAUCCCUUCGCAACAUCUCACAUUUGGUGGCCCAUAAAUCACGCCGAAGAAUUUAAUAUUAAAUUCGAUUUCCGGAGUAGUCGUACAGCAGCCGUAUUGGCAUAUAGUGAUGUGACAACAGCAUCCGGAAAUGGAUUUUGGGAG